Dreissena polymorpha is the source of this 990-nucleotide messenger RNA. Its product is annotated as diacylglycerol kinase epsilon-like. The transcript is spliced from 7 exons. NCBI's taxonomy places the organism in Eukaryota, Metazoa, Mollusca, Bivalvia, Myida, Dreissenidae. The coding region runs from base 1 to 990 and encodes 329 amino acids. Gene Ontology annotation, molecular function: ATP-dependent diacylglycerol kinase activity. Gene Ontology annotation, biological process: diacylglycerol metabolic process; intracellular signal transduction; lipid phosphorylation. The record is from RefSeq and is a predicted model, not a curated record.
AUGGUGGACCCUUACCAGGUUUCACGCGUGUAUUCCAGUUUAUAUGUGUUGGGAAAUGUCCCCUACUACAAGAUCCUAGCCUGUGGUGGGGACGGCACUGUGGGUUGGGUGCUCUCGUGUCUCGACAGUGUGGGCCAGGACGCCAUCUGUCAGUCACCACCGCUCUCCAUUCUGCCCCUUGGUACAGGUAAUGACCUGGCGAGAGUUCUAAGGUGGGGACCAGGCUAUACGGGAGGGGAGGACCCUUUCAGCUACCUUCGAGAUGUCAUUGAUGCAGAGGACAUCAAACUGGACCGUUGGACUGUUAUAUUCCAUCCCAAUGAGAAGGAACAGGACGAUGUCAAGGUGGCGAUAGCGAACGAUACCAACUCUGCAAACACGAAUGAGGACACCACCACCAUAUUUGUCAUGAACAACUACUUUGGCAUAGGCAUUGAUGCAGACAUAUUACUAGACUUCCAUCAAGCUAGGGAGGAAAAUCCAGACAAGUUUAACAUUUCACGCGUGUAUUCCAGUUUAUAUGUGUUGGGAAAUGUCCCCUACUACAAGAUCCUAGCCUGUGGUGGGGACGGCACUGUGGGUUGGGUGCUCUCGUGUCUCGACAGUGUGGGCCAGGACGCCAUCUGUCAGUCACCACCGCUCUCCAUUCUGCCCCUUGGUACAGGUAAUGACCUGGCGAGAGUUCUAAGGUGGGGACCAGGCUAUACGGGAGGGGAGGACCCUUUCAGCUACCUUCGAGAUGUCAUUGAUGCAGAGGACAUCAAACUGGACCGUUGGACUGUUAUAUUCCAUCCCAAUGAGAAGGAACAGGACGAUGUCAAGGUGGCGAUAGCGAACGAUACCAACUCUGCAAACACGAAUGAGGACACCACCACCAUAUUUGUCAUGAACAACUACUUUGGCAUAGGCAUUGAUGCAGACAUAUUACUAGACUUCCAUCAAGCUAGGGAGGAAAAUCCAGACAAGUUUAACAGUCGGUACGGCACUUAA